GCCAUGCUGUGCACUUCUUCAAUUGUCUGUGAGUUUUUGAUAGCUGCUGUCCGUUGGUGUAUUGGCAGCUGUGGGAGGAGUAAGGGGAAGGGGGGGAAAGGUGCCAUUGUGAUGCCAAAUGGUCCAGCGGCUUCUUGUUGACAGGCAAGAUGACAGGCACCAAUCUGUCCAUCAAUACAUCAUGGUUCACUUAUCCACUCCAUUGACGUGAUCAUGUGUGGUGGUGAUGAGCAAAUGACACACACCGGUCUCUCGUUCGACUCCGUUUAUGUGGUCGUGCGUGGAAGAGAAACUCAUCGGAUUCAACCCAACCCAUGGUUGAUCUGGCAGACAUUGAAGUUGGAUUGCUUGGUUUCCAGUAAACUGGAUGGUGUCAUCUAUGGAGUCGAUCCCAUUGCGGUAUUUGUGAAGCUAAGUUAGGUUGUUCUUUGGGUGGAUCGGAGUUGAUAAUGCUAACUGGUCGUUUCCUCUGCAGGAGGGGGUGUCAUGUUUGAGUCGAUUCUCUCGUCCAUCCUUGUCUUAGUUUGUGUGCUAUCCAGUUCUGCCUAUUUGAUGAAGGACUAGUGUGUCAAUGCAGGUGGAGGAGGGAGGAUAACCUCAGUGCAAUAGCAUCAGUGGAAGUGGUUGUAGUUCAAGGGAGAACAAUUCUUGGUAGGGCAUGUUCUUCGCUGUUCGCUUUAUAACCGUUAACAUAUCUUUUAACUGGUUGAGGCUGGCAAUUGCCAGGAAAGGUCAGCCAUCAGUUAGGCUUGACCUAAAAGUAGGGACUGUGUAGUUUCUACGAGCAUUGUAAGUACCCACCCGCAUUUUAUCUCUAUGGUGCAGGGCCCUCUCUGUUGCUAUGUGCCAUAGUUUGGCGUAAGGCACUUUGCCUCACUGGCGCCUUUCGUGAAACCUGCAUUCCACGGAACACCAUCCUUGGGAACUAUCUGAGAACUAUCUUAAUUCUUUCAUUUUCGCUUCCUUUCUCUGUUUAUACCACUCACCCACAUAUGCUGCACCACUCAGUCUCACGGCUGGGGCUCUGUUUACUUGCAACGUUUUAGUAGUCGGCGGAUUAGGUAGGUAACUAGUAACCGUCUCCCUGCAGGCUUCUCUGUUGUUGUUGUUGUUGUUGUUGUUGUUGUUGUUGUUGUUGUUGUUGUUGUUGUUGUUGUUGUUGUUGUUGUUGUUGUUUUUGUUGUUUUUCAUUCGUCCUUGACAUUGUUUACAGCUCCACGUUCCAUCCCUUGGGCCUUCAGCAAGAUUCUAAUCCCAAAUUUCACGAGUUUUUCUCACGCUCGGGUACAUUCCAGAUAGUUUGUGUUGCUGACAGUUUGUUUGAGCAUUGAAGAUGGCAUCCAACAUUCCUUCUGUGAAAGAGCCCUUGCUGGAAGAGUCAAGGGCAGGAAGGCACAACUUCUCACCACCGUACAGAUCUCCCAACUUGUCGCCAAGGAAAGCAACUCCGCGCAGCCGUAAUCAGUCAUCACGGACGCUUGAUCGACCGUGUACACCCAGGACAGGCGGCACAUCAAGAAGCCCAUACUCAGGAAGAGCUACAUAUACACCAUAUACACCAUUCAGAGCGGGAAGCUCGAUAACAAGAGCACAAUCGCUGCUAAGGCCAGAUAUUCAUUACCAUCCAAAUCGUGGACCGUUGUACCAGCUCCUUGGAUUGGAUCAAUGGAACUUCAAGUUGCUGUGUCAUAACAUAUGGCAGUUCAUUUCCUGGCCAGUGCGGGUUCUGAAAACGCAGAAGACACUACCAAAGCUUUCCUUGAAGGUGGGACUUGCAUGCGCGCUUGCAACGACAUUGGCGGUGGGAGAUUGGAAGCUGAAUCUGUUCGGUAAGACAGGUGCUUGGGCAGUGAUUACGGUUGAUUCGGUGUUUGAGAAAAAUGUGGGCCUGACGUUGAGCAAAGGUUUGAACCGCGUUCUGGGAACCCUCUGUGCUGGUCUCUUGGCAGUGGCGAUCAAUCACAUGGGGCCUCAUCUUGGUUUUCUUUACCCGUACUUUGUAGUGCUAUCUACUUUCAUGGGUGGCGUGGUGCUCACGUACCUCCGCUACAGUCCUCCUUUCAAAGAUAGAUGGAAUUAUGCUGUACUAAUGUCUUUGUUGACAUUCCAUCUCCUUGUAGUCCAUGGCUACCAUAUACAUGAGAGCAUGCGUCUUCCUUUUAUGCGCUUGCUAAUGAUCGUCGUCGGUUUCUUCAUUGCAGCGUCAUGCAGCUUCAUCUACCCUGAUUUCGCAGGAGAUAGCCUGCAUGCGCUUGUAGCCAAGAACAUUGAGUCGGCAGGUGUAAUUCUUCAUCGCUGUGUCGAAGAGUAUGUGGAGGGGAAGAUGUUGAACCAUGUCCCUGAAAUCACGAAGGGCGAUGUGCCGGCCACGGAUGACAAGAUCUAUGAGGCAUACCAUGAGAUUAUCAUGUCCGAUUCUGAUGUCGAUAAACUGCUCGAUGCGGUGUACUGGGAGCCUCGACACGGGCGGUUCAAGAAAUGCCAUCCAUGGGAACUAUACGACGAUGUCACAGAUGCACUAAGGUACAUGUUAUAUGAUGUCAUAGCGCUUGAUCUGUGCCUUCGGGCAGAGUUCCAACCUCCUCAGUCUCUGCGCGAUUUGUUUGCAGCUGACUUUCGGGCCAUUGGCAAGGCCUGCAACAGUUUCUUGAGCAAACUGGCUUACGGGUUUAGGGAGAUGCAAAAAAAUCCUGAGUGCAGCAGACUGCUGGAGGAAGCUAAAGAUGCUGCAUUUGUCCUUCAGCGCAAGCUGCAUAGACAGACGGGUAUACUUCUAGGGGUUACCGCAGCUGGCUUGGGGCCAGACAACAAAGCCUUCCCAGGCAAUGGAAUGGGCCCAGUGCCGGAAGUCGUUGGGGGGACCGGAACUGCAACUACAGUGGUUCUGACAGAUGAUACGGCAGGUGCAGCAAGCAAUAAGGCCCUUGGCGAAGGGGAGAUAGGAAAUGACUCCUGGCAAUUCAGCAGGGUGAUGUCGAUGACAGACGUGGCGGAGAUGUCGUCACAGCUGGCCGGUGCGGCUUCUCAGGGUGGCUUGUUUUCAACGGAAAGGGAAGGAGUUGCAGCAGGAGGUAAAGAAGGAGGAGGAGGCGAUCAAGGUAACAAUGUGGACAUCCUUACGAAUGCGAUGCAGGGACUACAAUCUAGACACACAUCGUUCGGGAAGAUAUUCGAUGAAGCCGAAGAUAAAAGGCAUGAUGACCGAGAUUUCUGCUGGCAAUCUCUACUAGACGAUGUGCCGAUUGAAAUGCAAGAGGGAUUAGAAGUCCUGUCUCUUUUGCGCUUCGCAUCGCUAUUGCUCGAGCUUGUAUAUAAGCUGCAGUUCAUCCUGGACGUUAUGGAGGUGCUGAGUGAUAUUGCGGAAUUCAGGGAAGUUGAUAUAGAGAGCGGACAGCCACAAACGUUCAAGAGUAAAACAAUGAUCAAAGGGGGUAGUAAUGCCGUCUACGCCGAGGAUUGAGCUAUUACGUUGCCGGCACUGUAUAUGUCCUGUGGUUGGCUGUUUUCACUGUCGUCUCCGUGAGCAAAGGAGGUAGGCACACCCAAUGGCUAGUUGGUUGCCUGCCAUAUGCCCAGCAAAGGCAUGAUGAUGGUGCAUUUUUUGUAAAGGGGGUUUUCUAAUUCUAUGCAUAAACCAUCUGCAGACUCAGAAGCUGUACUCACUGCCUGCAACAAGGGUUGUUACAUAGCAUACACUGUUGGAUAUCAGCGACACCCACAGAGAAUAGUGUUGCUAUAGUUUCCUUCUCAAUAAUCAGCUGUCUCAAAGAGACUGGUUCGGUGGGGAGAUGGGGGAGAUGGGGGAGAUGGGGGAGAUGGGGGAGAUGGGGAAGGCGGAUGAAGGUUCAUGGACGUUUGACAAGUAAGCAGACGAAUGAGAUGUUGUCCCCCUACAACAGAAGGGUGCUAUAAGAGGGAAGGCAGAAGGAGGAGGAGCAGGAGGGGAAGGUGUGUCUUUGCAGGAGGGCAGGCAGUAGGAAGAGGAGAAAGAGGAGGAGGAGGAGAAGGACAAGGAGAAGGAGAAGGGUAGGGAGGAGGGGCAGGGGGAUGGGGGUGCCUUCAUUGUGAUGUGUUGAAUAUCUCGGUUCCUGUAUACACCCAGAGAGCAGGCCACAGCAGCAACAGCAACAGGAGUAGGAAGGAGUAGUAGUAGGAGGAGGAGGUGUUGUUUCAUCAUUGCAGUGCGUUGAGGAGUGCUGGAAACGUAAGGGUGACUCUUUUACAAAGCCGUUCAAGCCGAUGAAUUAUUUUCCUCUGUGUUGUCCUCCAGGGUGGAGCUCACUCUUGGUCCCGCAACAUUGGUCCUACUUUAGACCGGUUCUCCACGUUUCUGAUCCGACCUGGAUUCUGCACACCCGACAAGUGGCCAGUUGGUUGUCUUAGCUCCUGCGGUCAUCAUGAUUUCAGUUCAGAAUUGAGCAAAUUGCUUUAAAGCUCCGUGGGGAAGCAUUUAGUUGGUUGAGUCAUCAUACCAUUUCAUUCCAGAAUUGUGUUCUAUGGUACUGUCAUCAUCUUGGAACUGCCUUUGACGGCAUUGCUACAGUGA
Messenger RNA from Chara braunii, 4546 nucleotides. The record is from the annotation of a GenBank genome assembly. NCBI's taxonomy places the organism in Eukaryota, Viridiplantae, Streptophyta, Charophyceae, Charales, Characeae.